Rhagoletis zephyria (snowberry fruit fly) is the source of this 996-nucleotide messenger RNA. RefSeq lists its product as uncharacterized. The record is from RefSeq and is a predicted model, not a curated record. NCBI's taxonomy places the organism in Eukaryota, Metazoa, Arthropoda, Insecta, Diptera, Tephritidae.
AGGUGUAACGCUUCAUGCAUAUGCAAGACUUAGCAAAAGAGCUAGGUAUUGCCGGUCCAAGGGAGGAACUGUGUUUACAAUGGACAGAUGAUAUUAAACAAAAUGAAACGAAUUCUCAAUCUGUUGCCCUGUACAUUUCCGCACAGCUACCUAACGCAAGGAAAUUGUAUAUGAAAAAUGUGCAUACCAUAACUGCACUUAAGCUUCCUGUACCAUCAUUAGACUUAGCUACCAUAUCUGCUCGAGGACAUCUAAAAGAUCUACCAAUUGCUCCAUAUACUGCGGAACGAGCACGGAUUCUUAUUAGCUUGGACAAUUUAAAGCUUAUUAUUCCCUCAGAAACUAGACAAAGGGAAGGUGAUGAACGCGUUGCAGCCCGAUGUAAAAUUGUUUGGUCUGUAGUCUGCUGGUAUUCGAGAAACUGCACCACUGGUUUCAAAGGAAGACGAUCGCUCGCAGCGCAUAAUGUCGGCUACAACAAAAUACCUUCCUCUGGAGAAACGAUGGGAAACUGGACUUCUGUGGAAGCACGAUGAAGAAGAGGUACCUGAUUCCCUGGCACGUCGGCGUUUACAAUGCCUUGAGGCUAAAAUGUCUCGUAAUUCCGACUUAAAAGAAUUUAUGAUUAACACCAUCCACGAUAAUGAGCACAAGGGGUAUGUAAGAAGAUUGAAGGGAAAUGAAAUUUCCAUGGGUGGCAAAGCCUGUGGUGCGAUUCAGUACGCGAUUUUAACAACCCUUGUUAUUGUUAAGUCAGCUAAACGACAAUUUUAACAACUUAGCUAUUCAGCAAACGUUUCCCUAACAACAUUCGUUAGCGCGAAAUCAGCUGUUGUCGUUAACGAUAACAAAGGCCGCUAAUUUGACGACGUCUAUAUUGGUGUUGUUAAUGAAACCUAAAAGGUACGUUCUACAAUUUUUUCGUAUGAAAAUAAAUGCACAGCACCGCUAGGAAAAAAAAAUAUCAAAAAUGAAAGGAUUUUUCAGCAACUUCAA